Cuscuta campestris is the source of this 859-nucleotide messenger RNA. NCBI's taxonomy places the organism in Eukaryota, Viridiplantae, Streptophyta, Magnoliopsida, Solanales, Convolvulaceae. The record is from the annotation of a GenBank genome assembly.
AUAACAAGAAGAAAUUCACAAUUACAGAAAAUUGUAUUUCAUUUUUGGCAAAGUGUUGCAAGAUCAUUGAAUAGUAAUAUUUACAAAAGCUUAAACUAAUGAGCUUUGAGUGAAUAUAUUCCCAAAUGUGAGCACUUUUCAAGGCAAUGGCUCUUGCGAAUCUCCAAGCCUUGACGGGUGAAGGAAAUAUUUUUGUGAUCGUGUCGGUUCAGACGGCUUGUGAAUCGGAGUUACAGGGCUCAAGUUAUGACAAUUUAAUCAGCUUCACCGCCAGGUCCAGCCGCCGUCGCCGAGACUCCAGAGCCGCCGUCGCUCGCCUUCCCCAGCCUCGCCGCCUCAUCGCCGACGGAUUGCAGCGCCGCCACGCCGAGCACCGGACAUCGCCUCUACUGCCGGCGUCCUUCCUCGCCGUCGAGCGCAGCGCCGCCGUCGCCAAACGCCGGACGCCGCUGUUUCGCCCUCGCCGGAAUCGAGAGCCGUUGUCGGCCGAGCUUCCAGCUGGUCGCCGAGUUUCCAGCCGGCGUCGCCCUUUGCACAGCGGCCACCCGCCGCCGUCGAGUGCAGCGCCGCCGUCGAUUGCAGCACCGCCAGUCGCUGCUCGCCGCCGUCGAGCUGCCGCUCCGCCACUGUCGCCGGCGUCCGUCACUGUCGCCGCAUUCGGCCGCUGCCCCGAGUUGAUAUCGCCGGCAGAUUAACCUCCACGCCGGAUUGAUUGGUCAAUUUCGUACUUUGACUCAAUUUGACCCGUUCGGUUGAUUUCGUUGAUUUGUCUUCCGUUCGAGCUAUCGAUUCAAUUUCGACGUAAUCCAGGUCCGUACUAUGAAGUUAAUAGCAUUCAGAAUCAAUUUAAUGGUUUGGA